ACCAGUCCCAGCCAAGGGUUACACUGGCUGCUGAGAGCCUCCCUCUUCUUCUCUCCCCCUCUCUGUCCGAGUCCUGACCUUGCCUCUGCGUCAUGGAUUCAACUGAAACCCGCCGUGGCGAGCCCGCCGACCCUCUCGCCAAGGGCAUCAUCGCCACUGCCAAACAGUCUCUGGGCGACCUCCUCGUCUGGAAGCAGCGUGUUGUCGUCUCCAACGAGAACGGCGAGACGGCCACAGAAUGGCACGACCCGGAUCCCCUCCAGAACCCCAUCAGCCUCAUGGCCCAGCUGUCCGCAAAGGACUGGACCUUCUUCAUCGUCGGCUUCUGCGCCUGGACCGCGGAUGCCUUCGACUUCCACGCCCUCUCCAUCCAGACCGUCAAGCUGGCCCACUACUACGACACCAGCAAGACCGCCAUCACCACUGCCAUCACCUUGACGCUUCUGCUGCGAUCCGUCGGCGCUGCCGUCUUCGGUCUCGCUGGUGACAAAUGGGGCCGCAAGUGGCCCAUGGUUUUCAACAUGAUUGUCCUUGGUGUCCUGCAGAUUGCCACCAUCUACAGCUCAACCUUCUCCCAGUUCUUGGCCGUGCGAAGUCUGUUCGGCCUCUUCAUGGGCGGCGUGUACGGCAAUGCCAUUGCCAUGGCGUUGGAGCAGUGCCCCGCAAACGCGAGAGGAUUAAUGUCGGGCAUCCUGCAGCAGGGGUACUCCUUUGGUUACGUCUUGGCUGCGUGCGCCAACCUUGGCGUUGGAGGCGCAACCAACACCUGGAAGACAGUUUUCUGGAUUGCCGCGGGAAUCUCUAUCGCCAUCGGCAUCAUCCGCAUGUUCUUCCCCGAGUCUCAACAGUUCCUCGAUGCCAAGGCUAAGGGCAAGGCGACUGCCACCCCCGGCGCCUUCUGGCGAGACUGCAAGAAGAUGUUGGUCCAGGAGUGGAAGAUGUGUGUCUACUGCAUCAUCCUGAUGACUUGGUUCAACUACUACUCCCACACCUCCCAAGACUCCUACACCACCUUCAUGCUGUCGCAGAAGGAGCUGGCCAACGCCGGCGCUUCCCGUGCCUCCAUCAUGAUGAAGGUCGGCGCCUGUGUUGGUGGAACCAUCAUCGGAUACCUCAGCCAGUUCAUCGGCCGUCGCCGCGCCAUCAUCAUGUCCGCUCUCAUGUCCGCUCUUCUGAUUCCCGCCUGGAUCCUUCCCGAGGGUGAGCGAAGCCUGAGCGCUUCCGGUUUCUUCAUGCAGUUCUUCGUCCAGGGUGCCUGGGGUGUCAUUCCCAUCCAUCUCAACGAGCUGUCCCCCCCUGCUUUCCGAUCUUCCUUCCCUGGUGUCACCUACCAGCUCGGAAACAUGAUCUCGUCUCCGUCUGCGCAGAUCGUCAAUGCCAUUGCUGAAAAGACCUUUGUGACGCUCAAGAACGGCGACAAGGUUGAGGCAUACGGCCCAGUCAUGGGUGUGGCCACCGCCAUCAUUGCCUUGGGAAUCAUCUUCACCACCAUGCUUGGUCCCGAGAAGCGCGGUAGACACUUCGAGCACGCUGUUGCUGGUAUGGGAGAGGAUCUCAAGCCCGCCAAGGACAUCGAGACUGGAAGCAUUGACAAGGUUGAGCUGGAGGAGCGAAACUAAUUGCUAGAAGCAAGUUUCAAGGCAUGAGUUUAUGGGAAAGAUAUCCAAGUACUUCAAGCCUAUAGCACGUCCAGUAGAGAUAUUAUGCAUUGAGCAAAUAUGUAC
This is a messenger RNA of Ilyonectria robusta, 1724 nucleotides long. RefSeq names its product major facilitator superfamily domain-containing protein. The transcript is spliced from 3 exons. Gene Ontology annotation, biological process: carboxylic acid transport; transmembrane transport. The record is from RefSeq and is a predicted model, not a curated record. Gene Ontology annotation, molecular function: carboxylic acid transmembrane transporter activity. The coding region runs from base 93 to 1619 and encodes 508 amino acids. NCBI's taxonomy places the organism in Eukaryota, Fungi, Ascomycota, Sordariomycetes, Hypocreales, Nectriaceae. Gene Ontology annotation, cellular component: plasma membrane.